Molecule: messenger RNA, 805 nt
Organism: Rubroshorea leprosula
Lineage: Eukaryota; Viridiplantae; Streptophyta; Magnoliopsida; Malvales; Dipterocarpaceae
Source: the annotation of a GenBank genome assembly
CGCAAGCCACCGCACAAAUUUGUCACAACCAACACUUUCUGUCAAUUAUGGCUGAGCAUUACCACCAGCAGCAGCAUUAUCAACAUCAGCAAAACAUCCAGAAUAAUCAAUCCAGGUCUCAGCAGGUGGUGAAGGCCGCCACAGCUGUCACCGCUGGUGGGUCUCUUUUGGUGCUCUCUGGUCUGAUCCUAGCCGGUACGGUCAUUGCAUUGACCAUUGCAACGCCUCUCCUUGUCAUUUUCAGCCCAAUUCUCGUCCCUGCCAUCAUGGCAGUUUCUCUUUUGGUGAUGGGCUUCCUAGCCUCUGGUGGCUUCGGUGUUGCAGCUGUUUCUGUACUUGCAUGGAUCUAUAGGUAUGUUACGGGGAAGCACCCGAUAGGGGCGGACCAGAUAGACCAAGCGAGGACGAAGUUGGCAACUAAGGCUAGGGAGAUGAAGGACAGAGCGGAGCAGCUGACGAGUGCGGCGGCUUCAUAAGAAGCCACCGCUUCCCUGCCGCAGAUUCAAAGGCUAAAUACAUAUAUAAUGAAAUACAAAGUUUCAGUUGAGUUCUUUAAUUUGUAUGUGUGUGUGUGUUUUUUUUAGGUGAUGUUAAUGUUGUGUGAUUGUAUGUUCUGUUCUCUGUUCGGGUCGAGACCUUUCAGACUGCGCAGUAGAUUCGGGCCUUUCGGCUUGUGGUUUUGGGUUCUGCGCAUUUUCUGUUUGGGCUGAUUUGGGCUGUUAGUAAUGGUACCCCUUUACAGAUAUUAUAAUCAGGGUCUAAGGACAUUACUCUAAAUUGCUAAUAGUAAAUUUUCAUUUUCUUC